AUGAUUUCUUUACCGGUCAUUGAUAAAAAAGUAUUAGUAUUUAAUCUAGAUGACGUUAAACAGUUGAGGAGCUACGGCAUAUUGGGAGUAUUGAUUGGUACUUUACCCGUAGCCCCGCAGCAAAACAUAUUCUUAAACCUUCCAUUAGAACUAUCGAUUUAUGAAGUCAUAUGGUUGGUGGAAAAUGGGUUGGGGCGACUUGUUGAUAACUUGGGAGUGAAUUCGUUAUCGAGUAAUGAAAACGGUGUUCAUGAGAACUACUGCAUCACUGAAAAUGACUCCCGAAUUAGCGAGACUAUAUUGAAUCAAAAUCAAAUUUCUUUACAAGUUUUUUUGCAGCAUACAAAUCACGAGGUUUUACAGAAUUAUAAAGUAUAUAGGCAUAUCAAGAACAAAGGGUUUCAUUUGUUACCAGGUUUGAGGUUUGGUGGGUUGUUCGUAGCAUAUCCUGGAGACCCUUUGAGAUAUCACAGUCAUUUGAUAAUAAAUCGUUCUUCUAAUAUCAAUUGCUUGGAUCUAGUCACUGGUGGGAGAUUGGCCACUGGGGUUAAAAAAUCUUGGGUAAUAGCCGAUACCGUGGGAGAAGAAGAACAGGAUGAUGUCAUGUGUUUCAGUAUUGAAUGGGCUGGUUUUGGUUGA
This is a messenger RNA of Hyphopichia burtonii NRRL Y-1933, 639 nucleotides long. Its product is annotated as tRNA splicing endonuclease subunit. Gene Ontology annotation, cellular component: tRNA-intron endonuclease complex. The record is from RefSeq and is a predicted model, not a curated record. NCBI's taxonomy places the organism in Eukaryota, Fungi, Ascomycota, Pichiomycetes, Serinales, Debaryomycetaceae. Bases 1 to 639 code for a protein of 212 amino acids. Gene Ontology annotation, biological process: tRNA-type intron splice site recognition and cleavage; tRNA splicing, via endonucleolytic cleavage and ligation. Gene Ontology annotation, molecular function: tRNA-intron lyase activity; nucleic acid binding. The transcript has a single exon.